Messenger RNA from Trichosurus vulpecula (common brushtail), 858 nucleotides. RefSeq names its product CEA cell adhesion molecule 19 (gene CEACAM19). The transcript has 7 exons. NCBI's taxonomy places the organism in Eukaryota, Metazoa, Chordata, Mammalia, Diprotodontia, Phalangeridae. Bases 1 to 858 code for a protein of 285 amino acids. The record is from RefSeq and is a predicted model, not a curated record.
AUGGCCCAGCUCCAUGGUGGAGGCUACGUCUGGAAGGAGUUUGUGUUCGCAGCCUCUCUCUUGGCCUGGUGGACUGUCCAUCAGGCCUGGGCUGCUCUCCUCAUCGAGAAGAUUCCUGAGGUGCCCCAAGAGGGCCAAGAUGUCCUUCUGUCUGUUCACGGUGUCUCAGGGGCCAUCCAGGAUUUCAACUGGUACCAGGGUGAGGAGACCGAUGGUGGCACAAUGAUCUUCUCUUACAUCCCAGGCCUCCCGAGGCCACAGAGGGAUGGAAAUGCCAUGAAGGGGAGGAACAUCAUUGGAUUUCCCAAUGGCUCCCUCCUCCUCCGCCAAGCCAAGCCCAGCGACAGUGGCACCUACCAAGUGGGCAUCACCAUCAAUCCAGCCUGGAUCAUGAGGGCCAAGACUAAGCUACAAGUCACAGAGAAAGCCUUGAAUUCCACUGGCCCCAUUCAAAAACACCAGGAUCCAGAGAAGGACAGCUUCCCACCCAUGAGCUUGGGGACCACAGUCACCAUUGUCGUUGGCUGCCUGGGUUUUGGGGCCCUCAUUGUGGGCAGUGGCUUGGUCUAUCUGCUGGUCACUAGAAGCUGGAGGACCAAAAGUCCUGGGGCCAUAACAGAAAAACCAGAUGUUGAAAGACACAUGUGCCUUAAACACAAAGCUGAUGGCAGUAACAUCUACGAGGUGAUCCACUCUCCCAGUAUCCUGAUAACCCCAACAAGUGACAAAGGAAGCAGUGGUCCAAACCUGACCACAACUACGCCCCAGACCAGGAACCAUGAAGCUGAAGAUCACCGUUACCAGGAGCUGCAGUACCCAGACCCCGCUCCCUACUGCCAACUCACACCCACAGCCUGA